This is a messenger RNA of Pocillopora damicornis (cauliflower coral), 1174 nucleotides long. RefSeq names its product neuropeptide Y receptor type 6-like. Gene Ontology annotation, biological process: cellular response to hormone stimulus; G protein-coupled receptor signaling pathway. The record is from RefSeq and is a predicted model, not a curated record. Gene Ontology annotation, molecular function: peptide binding; G protein-coupled receptor activity. Lineage: Eukaryota; Metazoa; Cnidaria; Anthozoa; Scleractinia; Pocilloporidae. Gene Ontology annotation, cellular component: plasma membrane.
UACAGACAGUUUCAUGAGUAGAUUUACAAGUGCUUGUGGAGAAACUUCCUUCGCUCGUACAAGUUCAGCUGUAUAGCACCCUUCGGUCUGCCUUCCGGAGGAAAUUUGUUUUCUUCGUUUCAUAUUUCUAGACUCUUGAAUUUGGAUUAAUCUGGCAGUUCCAUAAACUUCUCUUCGUUUGGUUAAUCAUCUGUAAGAGUUUCAAUCAAGUUUGCGAUCACCACUUUCUGCCGUGACGAUGAAUUCCGCAGCAACUCAGUUCCAGAAAGCAUCUCAGACUUUAGAUUCAGUAUUCUUAGCCCUCGGACUGGCAAGCAACCUCUUCGUCUGUUUUAUCAUGAUUCGUUGCAAACUGACGAAGAAAAGUAUCUCCAAUUUUUACGUUUUCCAACUCUCGGUGGCAGAAGUUGUUUACAGAACAGCACUGGCUGUUUUAGAAAUCUACUUUUUAAACAGAAAUAAUCAUCAUUUAAUUUCGGAUGCCGAAUGCAAAGUGAUUAUAUUUUGGCGGCAGGCAUUCUGUGCUGCUGUUUUUAUACUUCUUGUCGGAAUCGCCACGGACCGCAAAGAACACAUCAUAAAUUCCAUAAAAGCUAUGACAAUGAAUAAACACCGAAAGACAAGGAUUGCUUUUAUUUGGCUGUUUGCGCUCAUUUUAUCAAUUCCUAUGUCACUGAGCGCUACUCUCAGCCCGAGAUUGAAGAUGCUUGGGCGACAAAAUAUCUAUGAAAAACCUUUAUUUGUUUGCCUUCUACCACGUGGCCGGCUUUCAAGCAUGAUAUCAGUUACUAUCUACUUCUUUUUCGCUUUUUUUGUUCCCUUAGCAAUAAUUUCGCGAUCGUAUUACCAAAUAUUCAUUUAUCUACGAGACAGAGCAAAAACGCGAAAAUUGAGUGCAUUUUACAUAAGAUCCAAAUACAAAGCCUUGAGUAUGCUGGUCAUAAUCACUGCGAGUUUCCUUUUAAGCUGGGGACCUCUCAUGUGUAGCACUCUUGCAACAGCUUACGAUUUUAAAGUUCGAACAGGAGAUAUCUCAGUCAUGAAAAUUGCAAUUAGUAUUUCAUUGACUAGUUCUUUUAUUCAUCCAUUUAUUUAUUCAUUUGGAAAUGCGAAUUUUCGAUCUGAGGUUGUCCGGACUUUUCGAAGUUGCAUUUCAAAAGCGCGUUUCCAAUAA